Molecule: messenger RNA, 1044 nt
Organism: Naegleria gruberi
Lineage: Eukaryota; Heterolobosea; Eutetramitea; Acrasida; Naegleriidae
Exons: 2
Coding region: 1-1044 (347 amino acids)
Molecular function (GO): protein binding
Source: RefSeq, a predicted model, not a curated record
AUGCAACAAGCCAGACAGAAAGUGUAUGCUGCAGCUUCCAAUAAGAAUUUCAAAGCCUUCAGUGAUGCAAUAAUUGGUGUCACUUUUGAAAACUCAGAUUGUUACAACUCCCCGGAUAUUGAAGAAAUUAUGGAAACAGUAUUGGAUUGGAAAUCGAAUAGAUUGGAGGCGAUGGAAUUAAUGUUUCAACAUAAGGCCGAUCCUAAUGAAAGUUGUUCAUCAACUAAUUUUACAUCAUUUUUUCAAAGGGUAGUUGCUGAGGAAGACAUGCCAAUGAUACGACUAUUUCUCGAAUAUGGAGCUGAUCCAAAUAUUUCAAUUGGAAUUUUAGUAAAAGGAACACGUCAUAUGAGAAGUAGACAUUUAUAUAAUCCAUACUUGUAUAUGUGCGUCUCUAAUCAGAAUUUGAAAGUAUUUAAUUGUUUAUUGGAAUAUGGAGCUAAUCCUAAUAUUUUGGGAUCUGGAAGAGUUGAAUUAUCUGAAGAGUAUCCUUUGAAAGUUAAGGAGCUGCCUAUUCAUGAGGCAUGUAAUUUACACCAGCAUCAUAGAAAUACAACAACACAAAUGAUCAAGGCACUAAUCAAUUAUGGAACUGACAUCAAUUAUUAUGGUUAUUCUCGUAUGAGAAGUAAUGGAUUUGAUAGAAAUAACGAAACUAAUAUUGAAAUUGAAUACACUCCUCUUCACAUUGCUAUCAAUUCCAAGGAUGAAGAAUUGUAUUAUUUCCUUCUUUCCAAUGGAGCUUUAUCAUCGAUACCUUUCAAAAGAGAUGGAAAUGAAAUAUCUACAAAUGAUUUAAUGAGGGAAAAUCAUGUUAAUAUGUGGGAUUUGAUAUUUGAAUGGCAUCCUAAUGUACAUAGAUUCCUGACGCCUUCCUUAAAAAAAACAAUCCAAACACUGACUAUGUGUGUUUUCAAGAGUGAAUGUAACCUCAAUAUGGAUGUAUUGUCUAUUAUUUAUACCUUUAUUUGUUUGGAAGAUUUUUACGAAAGAGACCUUCCAUUCAGGAGGGCACGAGAGAAGAAGAGAGAAAGUUUAUUUUAA